AUGUCUUUCCCCACCAGUCAGACACCAGCGAUCACGCCACUCCAGACGUUGGAAGAGAAAGGCGCACAGAUAGGAGAGGACUGGAGAGAUGGAGAGGAUGAGGUAGCAGUGCGGUCCAUGGUAUUGUCUCCAAAUGGCAAGACAAUUGCAAUUGGAUGCCAUGACGGGAAAGUGAGGUUAUGGGACGUCGAGACGAAGGAAGUUAUUGCCAAAUGGAUAGGACACAGAGAUGUUGUGUGUACAUUGUCCUGGAGUCCAGAUGGUAAACGAGUGCUGAGCGGAUCCUGGGAUGGGAUGGUAAGAGUCUGGGAUGUCAAAAGUGGCGAAACUGUCGAAACUGUCCUGACAAUCAAAACCGGGCACCAGUGGGUGAACGCGGUGGUAUACUCACCCGAUGCAACAAAAAUUGCAACCGGUGGAGACGAGGAUGCAAUACAAAUCUGGGAUGCCAAGACGGGCGGACUGCUUAACACGCUCAAACAUGAUAUUCAAGUUUGGAGCUUGGCAUGGACGUCGGAUGGAAAGCUUAUAUCGGGUUCAUUCGGCCAGAUUAGGAUAUUUGACACGGCCACUUGGCAGCAGAUCGCCAUUCUGGAGGGUCAUACAGACUUCGUCAACGCAAUCUCCGUAUCUCAGAAUCAACGAUUCCUUGCAAGCACAUCGCUCGAUAAAACAGCACGUCUGUGGAAUCUCAACACCGGCCUCUCAGUCAAUCCACCCCUCCAGCAUGAAGAUUGGGUGCGCUGCACAGCCAUUUCUGCUGAUGGAAAGCUGCUAGUCACUGGUUCCGAAAAUGCAGACGCGUACACAUGGGAUAUUCACGCCAUCUUCAAAAAAGCUGGCCUUGAAGACCUCUUCCUACCUUUAUCUGAUGCGGAUGCUCCUCGCCCUCUUGCACCCUCUUUGGGGACUGCAAGAAAAGUAUUCGGUCGCCUUUCGUCGCCUUUCCACCGCUCUCACUCCGACACUAAUAACUUGACUGAAGCACAACCCUCAACACCUUCGGGGGUUGCAGUUCAAGAGGUUGCAGUUCAAGAGUCAUUCAUGGAUGCGGAUGCUACACAGGCCAUGGACGAUGAACUUCCGCCAGGCUUUUUCGACGACGUGACAAAUGGUGCUUAUCCCUCCGGAACGUACGGUAACUAUCACCCUUCCUCCUCCCGCCAUCCCCGCCUUCUUGCACUCUCUUUGGGGAGUGCAAGAGCAUUAUUCGAUCGCCUUUCGUCGCCUUGCCACCGCUCUCACUCCGACACUAAUAACUUAACUGAAGCACAACCCUCAACACCUUCGGGAUUACAUCCGCGUGCGCUUUUCGCUAGUCUGUCCUCACUCACUCGCCACUCUCUACGUGAAAACAAUGCACCAAAUGAACUUCAGCAAUCCUCCCCGCCUUUGCGAUUACAUCCACAUAUGCCUCUCGCUAGCUUGUCCUCACUUUGGCCACAAUCUCGACUCAACAAUGAUGGAGAAAUCGAACCUCACCACACAACGCCUUCGGGAUUACGUCCAGAUACACUCAUCGAUUCCCUGUCCUCACUCUUCCGCUCUCAACCUCACACCAAUGAAGAAAUCGAACUCCCGCAACGCUCAAGGCGACCUCGUGUUGUCGAAGUAGCUGCAGUGCGAGACAGGGAGGUUAUAUUUACUGCCCCGCCGCCACUAGAAAGAACACAGCAGCAAACCCAAUCGCACGCCCAGGAGUCGUUCACGACACAGCAAGCUGCAGGUACUAAUUCUGAUACACCACGUCCAAGACAUCCCCAUUCACUACCCGUCCGGUUGUUGUGUGAUCUCGUGCUUUUUCUCUGCUGCGCAUCUCCUCGACACGCCAAUACAAAUGCACAACCAGCACUGCAGCAGCAAGGCCAACCGCAAGGCCAAGGCCAAGCCCAGGCAUCAUCAUCGCAAACUCAGCCUGCCACCCCCUCGGCAUCCACGACACCACCUGCUCCUGCUACUAGUACUGUUGCAUCAGGUGCAACGACCGUGCAUUCACGACCUCUUCCACUGCGAGCUCGCUUCGUGCUGUUUCUUUGUUGUGCAUCUCCCCCACAUGCCGAUGGUCAUUAA
Messenger RNA from Suillus discolor, 2070 nucleotides. Its product is annotated as WD40-repeat-containing domain protein. The coding region runs from base 1 to 2070 and encodes 689 amino acids. The transcript is spliced from 6 exons. Gene Ontology annotation, molecular function: protein binding. The record is from RefSeq and is a predicted model, not a curated record. Lineage: Eukaryota; Fungi; Basidiomycota; Agaricomycetes; Boletales; Suillaceae.